Molecule: messenger RNA, 999 nt
Organism: Penicillium canariense
Lineage: Eukaryota; Fungi; Ascomycota; Eurotiomycetes; Eurotiales; Aspergillaceae
Exons: 3
Coding region: 1-999 (332 amino acids)
Source: RefSeq, a predicted model, not a curated record
AUGUCUCCCCGAAAGCGAAUCCAAUCGGGAAGCGCCCAAGCACCGCCAACACCCGACCCCAAAGACCCAAAGGAUGCGCUGAUGAACAUUGCGCCGACGUCGCGGAUGGAGCGCAUCCCCUCACCCGCGUAUUUCUUCUUGGUUGUCUUCGGGAGUCUGCUCCUGAGCUCAGUUCUGUUCACUCUUGCCACUAGUUUUACGCAAGACGAUCUCGGUCUAGUGAGCAAACAUUUGGAGGAAUGGUGGGAAGUUGGGGGCUUGAUCGCGUGGAGGGGCGUGGAGGUUGCUUUGGCGUGGUCUGUCGGGUUUGACAGCUGGGAUGUCGCUUCGUACCUCUUCCUGACGCACCUACCCACCUACACCCUUCUGUCCUUCUUCUACGGCGUCCGACCGACCUCAGUUCUUGUCUCGUUUGCGAUUACGAUCCUCUCAACGGUGAUUCCGUUUGCGCUCCUGCGCCGACCGGCAUCCGUACAUAAUCUUUCCCACGCGCCCUCAGGCACGGUUUCCAACCAUGCUAUCUUGCAGGACCGGCCGACCACUAUCUACACCACCCUGGCCGCGACCUCUAUCUAUAGCGUCGUCCUAUAUGCUAGCUAUGCAUCGUGGCUUCCCACCAAGCUGGUUGUGCACUUCGAUGGCAUUCCCGACAUCAGCGCUGUGCACGCCGGUCCGGCGGGCCUUCCCGUCCUGUUCCUGACCCUGAUCCCGGCGGGGAUUGCAGUGCGUGAUUUCUUAUUUGUCAGUUCUACGGGCCGCUCAUUGGGAACGAACGAGGAAGAGCAACAACCCGCAAGCCGUGGGGGGAGUACUUGGAUUCUCGUUUCCCGAACCAUCCUGCUUGCUAUCGGAGUGCUGCUCAAUACGACCGUGCAAGUGGCGGGCACAAUCCGAAGUGUCUCUGUCGAAGGUGCUUUAAUAUGGGGAGCUGUCUGGGCUGUCGCGACUGUGGCAGUGGGUGUGACCUUUGGCUGGAUCGAGGCUGUGGACGGGCUGUGA